Arachis duranensis is the source of this 1697-nucleotide messenger RNA. RefSeq lists its product as uncharacterized. The transcript has 2 exons. The record is from RefSeq and is a predicted model, not a curated record. NCBI's taxonomy places the organism in Eukaryota, Viridiplantae, Streptophyta, Magnoliopsida, Fabales, Fabaceae. Bases 118 to 1482 code for a protein of 454 amino acids.
CACUCUUUGAAGAUCGAAGACAAAAUUAAACUACCCAACUCGCCUCGUAUAACAUUUUACCAGAUUCUUGAAGUUUUUGUUGCAAUUGGAAGGCCGAGAAACGCUGACCGUUGGACAAUGGCUGAUGAGAAAUUGAAUGCUCGGAUGGCCCAACUUUUUGAGCAAACAUUUCAAGAGAAUGGUCCAUCUUCAUCUCCCAACGUCAAGAUCCAAAAGAUUCCCCCUUUCUUGCGGCAAAACACAAACUUUUUUCAGUACUGCUUACCCAAGAUGAUUUCAUUUGGACCCAUCCAUUACCGAAGGAAAACUUUGAAAUUGGGACAAGAAUUCAAAAUUCUAUGGGCGUCUUUCUAUAUUCAAAAUUUAGAAAAGAAACAAGGGUUUAGCAAGGAAGAUACGUUCAAGAAGCUGCAUGAAAAGGUAGAAAAUCACAUUGGUUUACUGAGGAAUCUGUUUAGCGAAGAUGUGACUAGAAGCUACGAUGACGAGGAACUAACUUGGAUGUUGCUAGUGGACGGAUGUGCUUUACUCUAUUACAUAAACAACGUUGACGAUCAGAAUCCAAAUGUAUUGAGGCUAAAGCUUGACCAAUUGAUGUACACUUGGAGAGAUAUUUUGUUGUUGGAAAACCAACUUCCACUAAGGUUGUUGGAGCUACUAGUCCUUAGAGAUGACGUGGCUCACUUGGAGAACAUACUGUACAAUUUCAUAUUCAUGGGACUAGCAAAGCGAGAUCCAUUUAGAAUAAGGGUGAAUAGAGCGAAGGCAAUCCAUCUUCUUGAUUAUAUUCGCUCAUUUCAUACGUCUACUAUCACGGGCGAUGGCAGCAACUGCAAUGAUGAUGACAGCAUUAUUACUCUCUCUCCAAAAGAAGGAGAGUCCUGGGAGAGAUAUAAGAAUAUCAGGGAUCUUAUAAAAGCAGGGAUUAAAGUGAAGGCAAAUGAGACAAACAAAUGGGAAUGGAAUAAAAUCUCUUUCACCUCCUACUGGUUUAGCGGAGAAUUGAGGCUUCCAGUGAUGGUCGUAAAUGAUGCCACGCCUUAUUUCUUUCACAACUUGAUUGCGUAUGAGAUGUCGCCGGAUUUCCCUAACAAUUUCGAAUUCUGCUCCUACUUCUCCAUGAUGGAUUCUUUGAUUGAUGAUGCUGAGGAUGUGAAGGAGCUGAGGUUGGCCGGGGUGCUCCGAAACUUGCUCGGAAGUGAUGAACAAGUGGCCAAACUCUUCAACGAAUUAGGGCACGAAUUGCCGGCUAAAAUGUUCAAUUACAUGGUGAGAACUGAUUUGGUGGCAUACAGCAAAGAAUAUAUUAAAGUGAAGCAUCAGAUCAACAAGCAUUACGGAAAUAAGUGGAAGACUUGGUUGGCUCAAGCACGCAACACUUACUUCAAUACCCCCUGGUCUCUCAUCGCAUUUUUGGCUGCCGUCUUAGCAUUGGCUCUCACUUCUAUUCAAACCUGGUAUGCUAUACAUCCAAAGUCGUAAUACAUUUGAACCAUAUCUAGCUGAUUCUCAGUAAUUAAGCGAGCUUUGCACUUUGAUACAAGAAUGUUAAGAAUUAUUUUUAUAUAUAUUACCUUGCAUUUAAUAAGUCGUGGACUACUCUAGCGAUUGUAUUGUGAGAUGAUCUCUUCUUUGCAUUGCACGUAAGAUUGAUCAAACUAUUCUUGUUACCUUUGCUGCUAGCUCUGGUUUAUAUA